Molecule: messenger RNA, 3619 nt
Organism: Haplochromis burtoni (Burton's mouthbrooder)
Lineage: Eukaryota; Metazoa; Chordata; Actinopteri; Cichliformes; Cichlidae
Gene: hspa4a
Product: heat shock protein 4a
Exons: 19
Coding region: 231-2762 (843 amino acids)
Biological process (GO): protein folding
Cellular component (GO): nucleus; cytosol
Molecular function (GO): ATP binding; ATP-dependent protein folding chaperone
Source: RefSeq, a predicted model, not a curated record
GCGAGACGGUAAAGCAGACCUUGCCGCUGCAGCCUGCCAGCACACAUCAGAGACACCGGCAACAAUCAGCGGUGUGGAUUAUGAGUAGAAGUAUUUAAGAUAGAGCAGCUUAACAACUUCACUUGACUGGAGCAUCUUUUUUAUGUUUUAAAAUCUAGUUACAGGUUUAUUUUCUUUACAGAAAUCAUACUGUAUACAAAGAUAAACCUAGGAGACAUAUAUCGCUCAAGAUGUCAGUGGUGGGAUUUGACUUGGGCUUUCAAAGCUGCUAUGUAGCUGUAGCCCGAGCUGGAGGAAUCGAGACAAUCGCCAAUGAGUACAGCGACAGAUGUACACCGUCUUUUGUAUCAUUUGGACCCCGAAAUCGUUCGAUAGGAGCUGCUGCAAAGAGCCAGGUGGUGACCAACUAUAAGAACACAGUGCAGAGCUUCAAGCGAUUACAUGGCAGAGCGUUCACAGAUCCUUACAUCCAGUCGGCCAAGUCUAACUUGGUGUACGAGCUGGCACCGAUGCCCUCUGGGGCCACCGGUAUAAAAGUGAUGUACAUGGAAGAAGAGAGGAUAUUCAGCACUGAGCAAGUAACUGGCAUGCUGCUGACCAAACUGAAGGAGACUGCUGAAAGUGCACUCAAGAAACCAGUAGUAGAUUGUGUCAUCUCGGUACCAAGCUAUUUUACUGAUGCAGAGAGACGGUCAGUCAUGGACGCAGCUCAGAUCGCUGGCCUCAACUGUUUACGACUGAUGAACGAGACAACUGCAGUGACUCUGGCAUAUGGAAUCUACAAGCAGGACCUGCCAGCUCCAGAAGAGAAGCCCAGAAUAGUGGUGUUUGUGGACCUGGGCCACUCUGGUUACCAGGUGUCAGUUUGUGCCUUCAAUAAGGGAAAGCUCAAGAUCCUGGCCACUGCGUUUGACUCAGACCUUGGUGGCAAGGACUUUGACGAUAUCCUUGUCAACCACUUCUGCGAGGAGUUUGGAACUAAGUACAAGCUGGAUGUGAGGUCCAAGCCCCGUGCACUUGUGCGGCUCUACCAGGAGUGCGAAAAGCUCAAGAAGCUGAUGAGUGCCAACUCCUCUGACCUCCCUCUCAACAUUGAGUGCUUCAUGAAUGAUAUUGAUGUUUCCAGUAAACUAAACAGAGGCCAGUUUGAGGAGAUGUGUUCGGGGCUGCUGGCCAAAGUCGAGGGUCCCCUGCGCAGCGUCAUGGAACAAGCCAAGCUGAAAAAGGAGGAUAUAUAUGCAGUUGAGAUCGUGGGUGGCGCCACCAGAAUCCCUGCCAUCAAAGAGCGGAUCAGCAAAUUCUUCGGCAAAGAGCUGAGCACCACCCUAAAUGCAGACGAGGCCGUGGCCAGGGGCUGUGCUCUGCAGUGUGCCAUCUUGUCACCAGCUUUCAAAGUGAGAGAGUUCUCAAUUACAGAUGUUGUCCCUUACUCCAUCUCCCUAAAGUGGAAUUCAGCUGCAGAGGAAGGACUCAGUGAUUGUGAGGUUUUCCCAAAGAACCACGCAGCUCCUUUCUCUAAAGUACUGACCUUCUAUCGGAAAGAGCCAUUCAGCCUUGAAGCCUACUACAACAAUCCCAAGGAGCUGCCUUACCCUAAAGCCACUAUAGGCCAGUUUCUGAUCCAGAAUGUGGUUCCUCAGGCAUCAGGGGAGAGCGCAAAGGUCAAGGUAAAAGUUCGGGUGAACGUUCACGGUGUGUUCAGUGUAUCAAGCGCCUCGUUGGUUGAAGUCGUGAAAACUGCUGAAGGAGAGGAGCCAAUGGAAACAGACCAGAUCGUGAAGGAAGAGGAGAGCAAAAUGCAAGUGGACCAGGAGGAUCAGAAACUCCAGGCUGGAGACAACGGAGACAAGAAAAUAGAGACAGAAGAAAUGGAGACAACGACAGAGGAUGCCAAGCAGCAGGAGAAGAAGAACGACCAGCCUCCUCAGGCCAAGAAGCCCAAAGUAAAAACGAAAACACUGGAGCUGCCCAUAGAGAGCAGCUUGGACUGGCAGCUUUCCGGAGAAGAACUAAAUUUGUUUGUGGAAAAUGAGGGUAAGAUGAUCAUGCAGGAUAAGCUGGAAAAGGAGAGGAAUGAUGCAAAGAACAACGUGGAGGAGUACGUGUACGACAUGAGGGACAAACUCCACGGCAUCCUGGAGAAGUUUGUGAAUGAAGCAGAUCGCGAUUUGUUCUCAUUAAAACUGGAGGACACAGAGAACUGGCUGUAUGAAGAUGGAGAAGACCAACAGAAGCAAGUUUAUAUCGACAAACUGGCUGAACUCAAGAAAAUUGGUCAGCCUAUCCACGAGAGAUACGUGGAAGCUGAGGAGAGGCCGAAAGCGUUUGAGGAGCUUGGGAGACAAAUCCAGAUGUACAUGAAGAUAAUUGAAGCUUACAAGGCAAAGGAUGAGCUCUAUGAUCAUCUGGAUGAGCUGGAGGUGACCAGGGUGGACAAGCAGGUAAACGAUGCCAUGGUCUGGAUGAACAGCAAGAUGAACCAGCAGAACAAUCAAGACCUCACCGUGGACCCAGUGGUCAAAGUUACAGAAAUCAAGGCCAAGACUAAGGAGCUUUAUGCAUCCUGCAACCCAGUGUUGUCUAAACCCAAGCCCAAACCCAAGGUGGAGCCUCCUAAUGAGGAGAAGACUGAGAAUGGGCCGGUUAACGGACAGGAGGGAACAGAGAGCCAACCGUGCAACCCGGACAAAACGACGCCCGCGGGCACGGAACAGCAGACAAAAACACCAGAGAAAAAUCUCCCUGAAAUGGACAUUGACUAACUGCUUCCACUGCAGCCCCUGAGUUUUAGUUUCCUCCUGAAACAGAGUUCUGCCCUUCCUCUGAGAUUGUUCUUGGUGACCGAGUAGCCUCUCUCAAAGACACAGACGACAGCAUCUCUAAUCAACACUACGCAUCAACCAGCCGCCUCAGCAUGCCAUUUCUCAUUUUGUUUGACUACAAAAAAUAUUGCAUAAUAGUAAUACUGAACGGACUACUUAAUGACAUAAAGGUUGUGAGCGUAGGAUGGAAACUGCUUUCUCUCUGUGCUGCUUUGGUGGGCUGUAUUGUUAAAGAUGACUUCAGCAUUUCCAGAGCAAAUGUAAACUAUGAAUGUCAGAUAUGAAAAAUUUGUAAGCAAAAUAGCUGUUCAGGAGAGAAUUAUACAUACGAGAUUAUUGAAAAUGUAAACUACUGCGGUAUGUCUGAGUGUAAGUAUACAUACAGAGGCGCUGGUAGUUAACACGGAUUGUUCAGAGUUGUACAUGACAAAAUUGUGUUCCCCCACCACCACCACCACAAACAAUUGUAACUUCGGAUUAUAAUGUUAUUUCGUUUAAGUGGAAGCAGGGAGUUUUUGUUGAGUUUACUUGUACUGUAUGUUUGAACUAUAUACAACAAGUUACUGUCAUGCAGUAUUUCUUUGUUGAGCUUUUCUCAUUCAAAAGCACUGGUAUGUCUGUUGUUCUCUGGUAGCCUUGAAUUUUUUGUUGUGGGAGGGGUUUUGUUGUUUUGUUUUGUUUUUUACUUAAAAGUGAAUGCUGGUGCAACAAAUCACCUUUUUGGGUGCUGCUGUUGUUGCCACGUCACCAAAAAGAAGCAAAAAUUUAAAAAAAUAAAAUGACUUAUAGCUGAAAAA